CUAACCUCAAAAUUUACUUCGAAAAAUUCACUUGCACGUGUAAAUUGUAAACGAGUCCACUUUUCAGUAAAUGUUUUAAGUUAGUUUAACCAUGGAAUAUUCAGUGGGAAGUCUGGCUGAUUUAAUAUCAGGGAAAAAUACUCCAAACAAACCGAAAGUUAUUCAGAAGGCUUUUACACCAACCAGAGUAAGUAAUGCAGAGGCUGAUGAAGUUAAAGUGAAAACACCGAAAGGGAAGAAAAGUUUAACUCCAAAUAAAAAGCAGAAAUUAAAUGCCUCCAAUGAUUUUAUAAGCCUGGAAAGUCCCUUAAAACCCAAAAGAAAAAGUAAAUCGAUUGAUAAUUCAUUUAAUGUGACUGAAAAUGUUGAUGACAGUCCCAGUAAAAAAAAGAAAAAGAAUGCAUUUGAAUGGGAAGAUACAAAAGAAGAAAGUGCUCCAACUAAAGUUAAAAAGGAGAAAAAAGCUGUAAAAGAAGAAAUUUCCCCAACUAAAGUUAAAAAGGAGAAAAAAGUAAAGAAAGAAAAAAUAAAAACGGAAACAAGCGUAGACGCAGAAUCACCCAAGAAGAAAAAUCUUAAAAGGAAAAAAGACGAUGAAGAGGCACCCGAAGAAUCACCUUCGAAACCUAAAAAAACCAAAAGUGAAAAAAAUGCAGGCAGGCGGGUUUUAAAUAAGGAGAGACAGUUGAACAAGGAAAAUCCUGAGGAUCAAGCAAGGACAAUUUUUGUGGGAAAUAUUCCAUUAGACACCACUUUGGAUGCCACGAAGAAAAAACUGAAGCAACACUUUAGAAAAUAUGGAAUUAUUGACAAUAUCAGGAUUAGAGGCAUUCCAGUGGCUGAUCCUAAAACAUCCAAAAAAUUGGCUGCUAUUAAGUCAGAGUUUAAUCCCAAUCGCAAAACUGUCUAUGGAUUUGUUAAGUUUAAGGUUGCUGAGGAGGCAGUUAAGGCCCAAGAAGAAAAUUCAAAGGAAUUCCAUGGACACCAUCUUAGGGUCCAUAUUUUAAGCUCUGAAGACAAGCCUGAUGAAACCAAGGCUAUUUUUAUAGGAAAUUUAGGGUUUGAUGCCAUUGAGGAUGAUCUAUGGAAAAUAUUUGAACCUUGUGGAGAAAUUGAUAAUAUCCGUAUUAUCAGGGAUGGAAGGACAGGCAUGGGUAAAGGUUUUGCUUACAUUAAUUUCAUGAACUCAGAUUCAGUACAAUUGGCAUUGGAAAUGGAAAAUGUGAAACUUAAAAAUAGAGAGUUGAGGAUAUCUUUGUGCAAUUUGAACAAAGCCAAAAAGUUGAGGAAGAAAAAUAAAGUUACACAGAUGGAUGAUAAACCAGACAAACCUAAAGGUAGGUUCCGAAGGUUUAAAAAAGGCAAAAAAGUGGAUGGAGAGCAAAAUGGGAACAAAACACCUUCAGAAAAUAAACCUUUCCAAGGCUCCAAGUUUUCAGAUAAAAAUAAGAAAAAGAAGUUUAAUAAGGGUGACUUACAAAAGAAAAAACUUAUUAAUAAAAUAGCCCCUAAAGCUAAAUAGAUGAAUAUAUUAAAUGUUUUAUUAUUUUGUCAACCAUAAUAUAAGUUAAAUGUAAA
This is a messenger RNA of Brassicogethes aeneus, 1578 nucleotides long. NCBI's taxonomy places the organism in Eukaryota, Metazoa, Arthropoda, Insecta, Coleoptera, Nitidulidae. The record is from the annotation of a GenBank genome assembly.